This is a messenger RNA of Bombina bombina (fire-bellied toad), 4727 nucleotides long. RefSeq names its product leucine zipper protein 1 (gene LUZP1). The transcript is spliced from 5 exons. The record is from RefSeq and is a predicted model, not a curated record. Lineage: Eukaryota; Metazoa; Chordata; Amphibia; Anura; Bombinatoridae. The coding region runs from base 727 to 3930 and encodes 1067 amino acids.
UUCUCCAACACUUCCUUUGCUAGCUAAGCUUCCCUCGUUCUCAAACUCAUGUUCCAUUAUUUAUUCGUCUUGUAGCAGCAUUAUACUAUAUUCCCCGUAUCCCCCAUCUUUCUUUACACACUCCCUUUCCCCUCUCAAUUUCUCACACUUUUUUUCUUUUCUUCUGGUUUUCUUUUUCCUUCUUUUCCCUCCCUCGGCCAUCCCUUCCCCUGGGCUCUCCAGAACUCCGCCUUUGCUGAGUAAAGUAAAGGACUCGGCCCAGACUUGCCUUAUAUGGCAGCGCACUGACGGCAGCAGUGUGGAGGUUGGUUUUGUGAAAGGGAAGCCCACCUAGCAUUGUUACUAUCCCCUGCCUGGAAUGUGAUGUCUGAGCCCUGCACUGCAGGGAAGGGAAAAGGAGAAGGGGGGGAAAGGAUCUGGGAAAGGAAACCACUUUUCUAAGGAACAUUACACGCUUUACAUAUAUUUCAACUGUGGGAUUGCUGAUCACCCUGUAGCAAGGCUGUUAUUGUAAGGAACUGCUGAAAUGUGUUACAUUGGUUUGUGAACAUCUACUCAGAACAGGAAUGUAGGACCUAUAAAAGGUGAAGAUGAUCCCUGGAUGUCCUAAAAAGUGUGCUCAUCAAGAAGAGAAAGGAUAAUUAUUAGACUAUUUUUAUAUAAAUAUCCAUAUCUGAAACAAAAUUGCAUACUGAUUCUUUGACCGCUAUCCACUUACUGUUGAAAAUGGAGCAUUCAAGCCGUCAUCUACGAUUUAAACUGCAAAGCCUUGGUCGUCGCCUUGAUGAGCUAGAAGAAGCGACCCGAAAUCUUCAGAAGGCAGAGGAUGAAGUUUUGGAUCUUCAGGAUAAAAUUAUUCAAGCAGAGGGAAGCAACUCUAGUAUGCUGGCAGAUGUUGAAGCUUUGAGAAAACGUGUUCUUAAGAUUGAAGGAAAAGAUGAAGAGAUAAAGAAAGCAGAAGACAUGUGUAGGUUGCUGAGGGAGAAGUUAGAAAAUGAAGAAAAUGUGACCCAUGAACUUCGGUCAGAAAUUGAGCAACUCCAGAAAAGAAUGACUGAGCUGGAGAAGUUAGAAGAAGCUUUUGGCAAAAGCAAAAACGAUUGCACUCAAUUAUGCCUAAGUUUAAAUGAAGAAAAGAAUAUGUCAAAGAAGUUAUCAUCUGAACUGGAAAUCCUGCGUAACAGAGUUAAAGAACUGGAAACUUCUGAAAGUAAACUGGAUAAAGCUGAGCAACUUUUAACAAGUGAACUGGAAAAAAUUAGGGCUUUGACAAUUAGCUUUGUUAAUGAAAGGAAAUGUUUUCUAGAAAAGGAAAAGCAAAAUGAAAAAUUAAUUCUAGCGCUCAAGGAGCAGUUAGACUUAAAAGGGAAAAUGCACACAGAAGACCAAACCAAAAACCAAUCUAAUCUUUUGGGGAGGUCCUCUAAUCAGCACCUCAACCCUGAUAACUUGAAAAUUGAAGAUAACCUAACAUCUAAGUAUUCUCAAAGAAUUGGGUUAGACUUCAUCAAGCAGUCAGAAAAUCAAACAAGCAGCAGAAAUGAAAAUGAGAAAAACAAAGAUCAAGAAGAUAAUAAAAUUAAAGAUCUGCAGCAAGAAAUUGAGAAACUUAAGAAUCAAGUCAAGCAGUGUGAGAAUGUUGAAGAAGAGUUAAAACAAUUGAAGGAGAAAAACUGUGAGCUACAGGAUACGGUUAAUGAACAGAAUAAAACCAGACAGUUGACCAGUGAAAUAGAGGCAUUCAAAAAACAGUCAAAUCAAUUCAAGGAAGUAGAAAAUGGAGUUCUUGACAGUGAAGAAUUAGAUUUGCAUAGCAAAGUUAAAAAUGAACGAGGAAAGUAUAAAGGUUUAUCAUCUGAGCCCUCUAUUUCAAAAUCUACAGCCCUAGAGUUAUCUCCUCCCUUGUCAAGAACAGAGAGGUAUCGCCAUCAAAAUUCCGAUUCUCAUUCUAAGAGGCAUCUAUCAAACAGUAGCUCAGGUAGCAGGAAAUAUGUUAGAUCCAAUGUGUUGGAUUCAAAUUUAGUUAGUGUUAAGAAAUCUGAAGAUAAACACUCAGUUGCAUCACAUAUAACAGGGCUAAAAGAGUUUGUACCAAGUCAUAAUGAAAAUAAAAAAGGUAAAGACCAACCAUCUGUCUUAAGUCGGUAUCCACCAGCUGCACAAGACCAAAGCAUCCAAAAGGCCUGGAAAGGGUCUGCAAGUAGGAAAAAUGAUAGAUUCACAAAAUUGUUUGGGGAAGACUACUCUAUUAAGACAGUAGAAAAUAUAACAAAAGAAUGCAUCUCAGUUGAAAAGGAUGCUAAAGAUUCUGGUGUCAACUUAGACAUUAAAGUCGCAAGUCUUUUGGAAGAAGUUGGCUCACCUGAAAACCAAUUAUCCACUUCUAAUACAGAAGUAGCUAUCUGCAGUUCUGAAGAAGCCACUGCCUCUGAUCAUAUUAAAACGAAUAGUCUAGAAGACCAACCUAAACCAACUGUAAAAUCUGAAAAAAAUGACAUUAAGGAUACCACAGCUCAGAAUCAUUCUUUCAAGUAUACACACUUAUCAAGGAGCCAAGAUAGCACCUCACAAUCUUUAGAUACUGCGCAAACCACAAAAUUAGCACAUUUAGAUGAAAUAGAGACAGUGACCCAACCAGGUCAAGAAUCAAAAAGAUUAGGCUAUAAUAAAGACAAGACAAAAUUAAGAUCCUCGUCAAAACCCCUCAUUCCUGAGAAACCUAGUCUUUUUGAAACUACCAGCCAAAAAGAUGUUGAGAAAAGGAAUUAUAAUUUGUUUUCAAAAAAACAGUAUAGUCCUAAAGAAAAAUCAAAGUUUAAAGGGGAUAACAAAAUGUCUCAUUUAGAAGAUAAUCUAAUUGUUCAAAAUGAUGGUGCUUCUGAAAAACCCAUGAAAAAGUCUUCUGACAACUCAACAAUCGCUGAAACCAGUUCACAUAUUGAAACAAAGGCAAGACCAUGUAGUCCAAGGGAAGCAUUGCAAUCCACAAUGAUCAUUAAACCUGUUAUCAUUGAAAAGGAUGUGAAAGAAGUUAUGAGUAGUCACAGAGCAAGAUCCAGCCCAGAACUGAGUAAAUCUCAGACAAACUCUGUGCCAAAUAAAGUAAUGAGUAGCAUAACCAUCUACCCGUCUGAAUCCACCUAUUCUAUAUCUAGUAUAGAAGAGACCCCGAAAGAGAGACAUACUUCUACCAGUAACAUAAGGCUCUCUGCAAAUGAACACUCAUUGUUAACAAACAAUAUCAGUGUUCCCUUUGAAAUCUCAAUUAACAAAAAGGACAUGUCCGUAAGGGUAGCUGAUAAGGAUAACUGUUUUGAGAAUGAGACUUUCAAAGUUUCUAAUACUAGUGAUGUUAAGGAGAAAAAAGCAAAUAAUGAUUUUAUUGAACCAAUUUACUGGAAAAGUCAUGACCUGACUGAAGGAAAUCAUUUGGACAAUAAACCUGCAAAAUCAAGAAGCUCUUGGAGGAGGAGUGUGUUGGGAUCUACUGAAGAACUAGAUUUAUUGACUGAGCGUAAAGACACAGAUGUAGAAAACAGAUAUAGGCGGAAGUCAUAUUUUGAUGAGGACAGACCAACAAGGAUACAUAGUCGUGAACAACACUCUUCCAGAAGAACAAGUGCUUUAACAAACAGUUGGACUACUCCAGAAUUCGUAUCCAAACGGAGCCAAAGCAGUUUAACUGCAACUGAAAUUUCAAGGAAAAGUAACAUAUAUGAAUCCUCCUUAACAUCUGGACUGGUUUCCAGGUAUUCUCACAGCUUGCAGGAGGAUCCGGAUGAUUUUCUUAGCUAUAGACGGAAGCAGUAUAGCUCUGAAAAAUCUAAAAGUGACUAUGGGGGAAGGAAACCGUCUUCCAGGCUGGAACUCAAGCAAGAACGUCAUCAGAAAGGCAUGGUGGAGGAGAGGAUACGGCAGUUACAGCACUGAUCUGGAAACUGAAGACCUAGAAAUACCAGAACAACACUCCACUUAAUGGCCGAGACACUGCUUGUUUGUCAGAUGCUUCCCCUGCACAUUUCCUUCCAAACAUUCAAUGGACCUCAAAUAAUUUGUAUAAUUUUUAUAAUAUAUUAUUUAGCUUUACCAGCAUACUUCGCAAGGGAUACAUGUGCAUGGUCUCUCAGGGUAAUAAGAAGGGCCCACGUAUUAAAAAUGUAUAUAAUGAUAAGUACUAAAAAUGGCUCUUGGGUUAUAUAUAUAUAUAUAUAUGUAGAUUUUUAUAUAUGAAAAAACAUGGUUUGCAUGGCUACUGCUCUUAAAAUGUGUCGGUACUAAAAGUACUUUUUAAAAAAAAAAUCCACUUUAACUUAUAAAAGACAUGCUGGACAGUAAAAUAUUUUUGUGCAAGUUUUAUGUACAGUGCAGUUCCAUAGAACUGAUCCAAAGCAUGUAUCGUUGUAUAGAUAACAAAUGUAUUUCUUACAAAACAAAUUAAUGUAUAUGUAAAUAGGAGCAAGGAGGAGAAACACAUGCGCAUGUCAAGUAUUCCAUGUUCCUUUCAGCUUUAAAAUGUCUCCAUAUGAAACUGAUAAAGACAGCACGUGUAUUGUAAUCCUGAUCUCUCUUCCACAGCAAAACCAUAUUUUAUUGUUGUGUUUUAAGCCUUUUAUUUUAAUUAAAUUCAAAAAUGUAUGCAAAACUACCCAAUAAAAUUGGUGGGUCUUAUGUGUAUUUUUUUUUUUUUACUUUAUUGCUAUUAAAAAGAAGCUUUAAAAAAUCAUAAA